Messenger RNA from Maudiozyma barnettii, 1395 nucleotides. RefSeq lists its product as uncharacterized. Gene Ontology annotation, biological process: proteolysis. Gene Ontology annotation, molecular function: serine-type endopeptidase activity. Bases 1 to 1395 code for a protein of 464 amino acids. The record is from RefSeq and is a predicted model, not a curated record. NCBI's taxonomy places the organism in Eukaryota, Fungi, Ascomycota, Saccharomycetes, Saccharomycetales, Saccharomycetaceae. The transcript has a single exon.
AUGUUAUUAGCCGUAUAUCCGCUUUUAUUAUCAAUAUUUUUUAACUUCUCGAAGGGAUUACUUAUCCCAGAAUUUAUCCUCGAGGGCGUUUCAGGUAUUAGUAUCAACAACAUUCAUAACGAAAAUGACCAUCCUCCAUUAGUUAAUGUGCCAGUCAAGAUAGAUUUGAAACCUGAUUCGUUGGAUACUUUGACUAACAAAUACAUCGUUGUGUUCAAGGAAUCAGCUUCGAAGUCACAGAUUGAGUCUCAUAUAAAUUCAAUGAAUCAAUUAGUUUCUGAAUCAUUGGUACAAAUGGGUAUAAUGGGAAAUUCAGUUAAUUUAAAUACUUACGAGUUAGAUGGACGUAUAUUUGGUUACUCGGUUUAUCUUCCAGAUAUCAAACUUUUGUAUUCAAUUGUUUCAUUUCUUUCGAUUGUUGCUUCUAUUGAAGCAGAUACUAUUGUAAGACAAAAUAAGGUUAUAGUACAGGAAGAGUCCACUUGGGGUUUGGCCAGAAUAUCACAAAGAGAUCGAAUCUUUCCUUGGAAUGAUUUAUCAUUCACGUUUCAUACAGGUAGUCAAGAUAAUGAUGUUAAUGUAUAUAUUAUUGACACCGGAAUUCAAACAUCACAUAUAGAUUUUGAAGGGAGGGCUAGUUGGGGUAUGACUGCAAUUUCUGAUGCUAACGAUGAAGAUAUGAAUGGCCAUGGGACUCAUUGUGCCGGAAUUAUCGGUUCAAAGACAUAUGGGGUUGCAAAAGAUUCUAAAUUAAUUGCUGUUAAAGUCUUGGAUAGUGCUGGAAAUGGUGAAAUGUCAGAUGUUUUGAAAGGUAUUGAAUUUGUCGUGGAAGACCAUUUAAGACAAAUAGAAGGUAAUAAGAAAUUAAAGGGUUCUGUCGUUAACAUGUCAAUGGGUGCUGGAAAAUCAUUUGCAUUAACUGGUAUGAUUAAUGCAGCUGUCAAGAAGGGUAUCCAUUUUGUCGUAGCUGCAGGAAAUGAAGAUCAGGAUGCCUGUUAUGCAUCGCCUUCUGAUUCGAAAGAGGCAAUUACUGUUGGUGCAACAACCACCAGUGACCAAAGAGCUUUCUUCUCUAAUUGGGGGGAAUGUGUUGAUAUUUUUGCACCAGGUACAUCAAUUCCAUCAACAUAUAUUGGUGGAACUAAUAAUGCAACAGAGAUAAUUAGUGGAACCUCGAUGUCAGCCCCACAUGUUGCCGGGUUAGUCGCCUAUUUCUUAAAUUUACAACCUGAACAAGAAAGUAGUUUCUAUACCUCGAUAUCUCCAAAUCAAUUGAAAGAAAAAAUAGUCAAGUUUGGUACAAAAGAUAAGUUGUAUGAUCCUGGUGAGAAUUCACCUAAUGUGAUUGCUUAUAAUGGGGGUGCCAAAGAUCUAAAAGAUUUCUGGAUUAAUUGA